Tachysurus vachellii is the source of this 3585-nucleotide messenger RNA. It is a transcript of the gene ptpn12, whose product is annotated as protein tyrosine phosphatase non-receptor type 12. Gene Ontology annotation, molecular function: non-membrane spanning protein tyrosine phosphatase activity. Gene Ontology annotation, biological process: peptidyl-tyrosine dephosphorylation. The transcript has 18 exons. The record is from RefSeq and is a predicted model, not a curated record. Lineage: Eukaryota; Metazoa; Chordata; Actinopteri; Siluriformes; Bagridae. The coding region runs from base 316 to 2538 and encodes 740 amino acids. Gene Ontology annotation, cellular component: nucleus; cytoplasm.
GGUAAUGUGGCAGUGUGGAGCGAAGGAGGGGAGAAGUGGUGCUUCAUGUAGAUGCACACACACACACACAUACAUAUAUGCAUGUACUGUAUACAUCCAUAACACAGUUUCCCAGUGAAAGAGGACAUAUUCACAGCUGACACGUUCAUCUGGGAGUAAACAGGAUCAUGGAUCUAUAACGAUGUCGGAAUUUAUCUACAGAGAAGAUUUUUCCCUUUAAGAUAUUUAUUUAAUUUAUUUUUCUAUAUAUUUUUUUCUACUUGAUAUUUUGUACCUACGUUUCGGCGCUGGUGCCGGUGUUCAGGGACAGUGAGAAUGGAUCAGGCGAAUAUCUUGAGGAAGUUCAUUCAGGGGGUUCACGCCAUGCGAUCAGGAGAACAGAGAGGAGAAGAUAACUUCGGCUCCGACUUCAUGAGAUUACGCAGAUUAUCGACGAAAUACAAGACGGAAAAAAUCUAUCCCACUAAUGUUGGAGAGAGAGAAGAAAAUGUGAAAAAGAACAGAUAUAAAGACAUCCUGCCAUUUGACCACAGUCGAGUGAAAGUGGCAUUAAAAACAUCCAAUCUGGACACGGAUUACAUCAACGCAAACUUCAUCAAGGGAGUGGACGGGCCCGAGGCCUACAUCGCCACACAGGGACCGCUGCCCAACACUGUCCUGGACUUCUGGAGGAUGAUCUGGGAAUACCAUGUUGCAGUCAUCGUUAUGGCGUGCCGGGAGUUUGAAAUGGGCAGGAAAAAAUGCGAGCGGUACUAUCCCCAGUUUGGAGACGAGCCCAUGUCCUUUGGCCCUUUCAGGAUCUCUUGUGAAUCUGAAAAAACUCGACCUGACUAUUUCAUUCGUGGCCUAACCGUCGUGUUUGACAAUGAGUCUCGUAGAUUAACCCAAUUCCAUUACAUCAACUGGCCAGACCAUGAUGUUCCCUCAUCGUUUGACUCGAUACUGGACAUGAUUGCACUGAUGAGGCAGUACCAGGGGCACGAUGAUGUUCCCAUCUGUGUACAUUGCAGUGCUGGAUGUGGGAGAACAGGUGCCAUUUGUGCCAUUGACUAUACAUGGAACCUGCUAAAAACUGGGAGAAUUCCUGAGGAUUUUAAUGUCUUUCAGUUAAUUCAGGAGAUGAGGACGCAGAGGCACUCAGCAGUUCAGACAAAGGAGCAGUACGAGUUAGUCCAUAGAGCCAUCGCCCAACUCUUUGAGAAGCAGCUGUUGCUUUUGGAGAGUCCUACGAAUUCAGAGCUAACAGAUGGCAUGGACGAAGGCAGUCCAGAAAAACCCAGCCAGAAUUCAGAUGAGGACCAAUGGGACACGCCACCACCCAAACCACCACGCGUUCGGAGUUCUCAGGUUGAGGGCGAGGUUCAAGAGGAAAUCCUGCAGGCCCCUCAGCCCCGGCCAGUGCCCCCCAUUCUCACGCCGUCACCGCCUUCGGCGUUCCCCACGGUGAGCGAUGUGCGCCAGGAGAACGAUCGCUACCACCCCAAACCUGUGAUGCACCUACUGGCUUCGGAACACGAACCUGACCUCAAUGAGAACUACAGUGGAGGCCCUCAGGGCGUGUCCACCAUGCCUGCCUCUGUGCCUGCUCCUUCCCCUCCAGAGUCUAACAAACGCGCCCCUCUGAGUGUGGAGAUCAAGAAAGUGCCCUUGCAGGAGGGGCCACGGAGUUUUGAGAGCAGCAGCGCGUUGCAACGAACGCAUGCUUUUAAAGUGCGCACCAAUAACAGCUCUCUGUCACAGGAUUCGGAGAACCCGCCUCGCCCUGACCACUUGCCUCUGCGAGCCAACAAAGGGCAGGUGGUGUGGACACGCUCUGCAAACCCCACGCCUGUCUCCAGCCUUCCAUCUGGCCCCACUCCUGAAGGUGUGAGUGCUCCCAGGACCGCUCUGAGCUUCACCAACCCGCUGCACUCCGACCACUCGGAUCCAGAGCCUGAGGACGGAGAGGAUUCCCUGCCCAUUUCCCAUCAUGCCGAUUCAAAGUCUAACGUGUCGACGGCGACCGGAAAAGUUUCAACAGCACCUCGUGAUGAUAACAUCCCCAGGAAGGUUAACUCAAUGUCCAUAGUUGGUGUUUGCUCAAAGGCAGACGCAGAGACAGUGACGAGAGUGAAGACUUGCCUCCCCCUCUUCCUGAAAGAACCCUUGAGUCCUUCUUUUUGGCCACAGGUGCGUCCCAGCCAUCUGCUUCCCUGUCCGGCCACACAAGGGCAUCAGAAGCAGCCAUGGAUCCAUUUUAACUCAUGUUUGUGUUCAUGUCAGGGCUUAAAGGGCAGGAAGUGGGAUCCAGCGGAUGUGAAGGUGGAGCUGAAUGAAUGUACAGGAGCUUUAGGAGAUGCCUCUCUCCAGAGAGAAGCAAACACACAAACAAAACCCCAGUCAGAAAGAGGGCAGGAGAACGGAAAGCACGCCAACACAGGAGCCAUCAACAAAGCAGACGUGAGACCAGAGUCUGAGAUGGUUUCACAGAUAGCAGGAUUCGGGAACCGCUGCACACAUCCCAAAGGCCCAAGAAACCCUCCAUCUGAGUGGACAUGAUCAAAGCCCUUGACACUUGACCCUACUUGCACCGUCUCACACACACAGCUUUAAUAUCACUGCUCUCCUGGUCCUCGAAGUGUUAUUGGAGAAAGAGGAUCAAAGCCUGUCUCUCCAAAUAAGCACCGUGAUUAGUGUCCAGAACAAUCAGACUGUGGUUAAGAUAAUCUUCCAUGCUGUGGUCGCACGCUCUCCUGGUGCUGUAGGGGUGCUGACCACCAUGGGCUCGCUGCAAUGGUGCUACGCUUUCUCCUCACUGGGAAUGCAAUCUUGGCUUUUUCCCUCUAGCAAAAAAACAAAGCCGGAUUGGACAAAAGCCCAAAAAGCAGUAUGCAUCGCUGACCCGGGAAAUCAGUCAUCUCUCUUUCUUUAGGUUUUGACUUCUAUGACAAUUCAGUAAGAGAGAUAUAUAUAUAUAAAACCACACCUGUAGGGACCGAGAACUACUGUCUGUCUGUCUGUUCAUUUAUAUUUAGCUUUUUUUUUCCUGUUAACUCCUUGAUAGCCCAAUAUGCUGUUUUAUAGAUGUACAAAAUGUGCUAUUGCUGAAUAUUCUUAUUAACAGAAGAUGUAAGAAGUCUGUGCAUGAUGCCCCAUGUACUGUGACCUGUAAAUUAUUUGCUCCUGUUAUCACAAGCCCCUCCCCUAUUCAUUUUCGGUGUUUAGUGUUCGUUUUUCCAAAAGUUAGCUGUUUUAUUGGCUAUUUCCUGAGAUAUCACAGGCUCAAGAUUGUAAUAAUACUUUUUUGUAAAUUGUAUUUCAAAGGUUAUUUUUGUAAAUGCUCUCUUAACACCCCCCAACCCCCAUAUCACUGGCCUCCGAGCCUCGCUGUGCCUUUUUGCAUGCCCCCCCAUGUGUGUGAGAGAGUGUGUGUGUGUGAGAGCGUGUGUGUGAGAGCGUGUGUGUGAGAGCGUGUGUGAGAGUGAGCGUGUGUGAGAGUGAGCGUGUGUGAGAGUGAGCGUGUGUGAGAGUGAGCGUGUGUGAGAGUGAGCGUGUGUGAGAGUGAGCGUGUGUGAGAGUGAGCGUGUGUGAGAGUGAGCGUGUGUG